Neurospora tetrasperma FGSC 2508 is the source of this 1914-nucleotide messenger RNA. RefSeq lists its product as uncharacterized. The transcript has a single exon. The record is from RefSeq and is a predicted model, not a curated record. Lineage: Eukaryota; Fungi; Ascomycota; Sordariomycetes; Sordariales; Sordariaceae. The coding region runs from base 1 to 1713 and encodes 570 amino acids.
AUGGGAUGUGCAGUCGACGCAUGUUACUCAACAGAGCCAUUCAGCACCACCCUAGUCGACAUUAUCACCACCAUCUCUGGCGGCAAGACCAUCACCACCACCCAAAUCUCCGCUGUCCUCACCACCCCAACACCUCCUCCCGCUCUCACAGGCAUCGACGACAACUCCGGCGCCAUCCCGAAAUUUCUCCCUAGCUCCGUCCCCAAAGCCUCCGCCAUCCCUAAGGAUACCAAGGACAGCGACGGUAGCGGCGGUCUCAAAGGCGCCCAACUAGGCGGCAUAAUCGGCGGGGCUAUCGCUCUCCUAAUCAUUGUCAUCAUCGCCGCCUUCCUCAUCAUCCGUCGCCUCAAGCGUGUCGAAUCCGCCAUGGAAUCCAAAAAGGGUUCCACAUCCGGCUACCACUCCAAAGCCUCCUACACCAAGACCUCCAAGACCGGCGCCUCCCAAGCGCAGAUGGAACAAUCCGGUCGGUUCCUGCACGUCAGAGCACCUUCGGACACUGAUAACGCCAGCGCCGAUCCUCUGAUGUUCAUGACCGAGACGAACACGCCCGGUGAUCAUACGACGAAUGCUAGCAGUUUGGCAGGGACGCCGCAGCCUGGUGCUCACGGUGUUGGCGACGGCAGUGGUAUUGGGAGACAUGGGAGGUCGGGGAGCGAUACUACUUACAUGGCUUCGCCUCACGGCGCUGGGAACAACAACGGGAGCGAACUGGCCAGUCCCGACCCAAACGCAGGGUAUUUCAACGCUGCUUCACCACCUCUUCCCUCCUCCCAUACUACCUCUACCUAUGCUGGUGGCCAUAACGGCAAUGGCAACGGCAUGCGUGAGAGUGUGGACAGCCAAAGCACAGGGUUGGGAUACCACUACAGCAGCACCCGCAACCAACACCAACACCACUGGCGAAACCAGAGUAACGCAAGCGAACUCUCCGCCGACGGAAGCGAGGUCACGCACGGAGUGGCAAGUCCCUUGGUCGGCUCCUCGCAUGCUAGAGGCGCGUCAGGCGGUACUAGUCACAGUUACACCCACAGUCACAGUCACAGUCACAGUCACAGUGGACUAGGUGACGUCCCGGAGCUAGAUUCCUCGGGCAUGUUCGUCGAGUUACCCGCCACCACCACCACCACCGCCAGCGCCUCUCUCCCGCCGCGAAACUCAUUUGGUCUGUCAUCGGCUUCGAGGAGGAGGCGGACUGGUGGUGGUAGUAACCCCAAUACCUCUACCCCUCAGAGCCCCAACACUGACAGCACCCAGCAACAACAAAACAACUUGGUAGACGUCCGCUCCGAACCAGAAACAGCCGAGUUCAUCACCCGUCCUCAUCACCAGCAGCAGCAGCAGCAGCAGCAGCAGCAGCAACAACAACAGCAACACACCUCUCUAGACGGCUAUUACGGCCCCGCAAAAAGACAAGUAGGCCAAACCACCGCCUCUGGACUAGGUUUUGUGCCGGAGAGGUGGGACGGGAGCUCACCGGGUGCGUACCCGAUGGGGUUUCCAAUGAUUAGCGUGCCGGGCUAUGGACUUGGUGUUAGUAGUGGUGGUGGUGGUGGAGGACCUGCUGAGGAGGGUCAUGAUGAGGAGAAGGAGGAGGGAGAGAGCGAUCUUGAUGAUGAUAAUCAUGAUGAUGAUGAGAAAGUGAACGAGGAGGGGACGAAAGGGAGAAAACAGCACGGGAGUGAGAAUGGGAAUGGGCAGCGGCAGCAAUGAUGACGAUUAUGAGGAAAGUAAAUCAAGUAAAGAGGUUCGUGGUAAGGUUAGAGGGUUUACGAUGUAUUGAGGGCAGACAGCAGUGGACGAAUGGGGUCCAAAGCAGCCCAGGGGAUGGACGGACUCCUAGAGUAGGACUGAUUGAUACCUAUGCUUGGAGAAAUGAUGAUACCCAGUUUAGUAUAUAGGUAGUUUGGAUUU